This is a messenger RNA of Xenopus tropicalis (tropical clawed frog), 1666 nucleotides long. It is a transcript of the gene nrn1, whose product is annotated as neuritin 1. The transcript is spliced from 3 exons. NCBI's taxonomy places the organism in Eukaryota, Metazoa, Chordata, Amphibia, Anura, Pipidae. Gene Ontology annotation, biological process: nervous system development. Gene Ontology annotation, cellular component: plasma membrane. The record is from RefSeq and is marked provisional. Bases 119 to 553 code for a protein of 144 amino acids.
CUGUGCCAAGUGUAAGCUGCGGGAACUUGUUGGCAAUGCCCAGCUCUCAAUACCCACCAAGCGUUUCCCAGCUUACUAUUUAAGAUCUGCAAUCUCCAAUGGUUUUACUCAAUGUAGGAUGGGACUUAAGUUGAGCGGCAGAUAUAUCUUUCUGGUCCUUGCUGUACAUCUAGCAUACCUGCUGCAGGCGGUGAGGGCUGCAGGCAAAUGUGAUGCGGUGUUUAAGGGCUUAUCGGACUGUAUGCUCACGCUGGGCGACAGAGUGGCCAACUACCCUCAAGACCUGGAGGAAAAGAAAAAUCUUGACACCAUAUGCUCGUACUGGGAUGAUUUCCACGUCUGCACUGUCACAGCCCUUGCGGAUUGUCAGGAAGGGGCAGCGGAUAUCUGGGAGAAACUGAAAAGGCAAUCCAAGAACCUCAACAUUCAAGGCAGCUUAUUCGAACUUUGUCCUGGAUCUACUGGAGCACAGGGCCCCAGGCUCCUUUUUCCAGCUUUUCUGCCUUUGCUCAUGGUGUCCCUCUCUGCCCUACUCAAUUGGGCCCUUCAGUAGCUGUUCACUUCUGCCCAACCCAACUGCACCUGUCACAAGAUGGCCAGCUCUUAUCUACUAAGUUGGAUCCUUCAGUAGAUGCCCAUUAUGCUCUACUCAGCCGAUGGCCAGCUCUUACCUACUGAGUUUGAACCUUCAGUAGAUGCCCAUUAUCCUCUACACAGCCGACGGCCAACUCUUGCCUACUGAGUUGGAUCCUUCAGUAGAUGACCAUCAUGCUCUACUCAUCCGGGUCCUUAAGCGGAUGUCCAUCUGAUGUGUACCAAACUGGAUGUUCCAGUAGAUCAGAAGCUUGGGGAAUGCGCUCCCAUUUUCCACCUGCUGGGAAUUUCUAGAUGGAAUAUCUUUUUAAAAAAAUGACCAUCUAGGCUUGUUGGGGGGAAAGAUACAUUCUUUAUUUUGUGUUUUGUUUUUUGCCAAAAUGUUACCAAACCAUGAGCAACAACAGCCAAAUGCGGACCUCAGCUUUACAUCAGAGUCGAAGCGUCGAGCCCUAAUUUUUGCAAAAGAAACUCAGGAAAGGCCCUGGGCCAAGUAAUAAUAAUAAUAAUUACACUUCUAGUAAUAACAAUAUUAGGAGGAAAUCAAGUUGGGCUCACAAAAUUAAAGCAAAUAAGUAUGGAUUAAACACAAGGUGCAAAGAAAAAUGCCACGGGACCUGUGCAUCCAAAGUGUAUUGUAGGUGUUCACAUGUGAGGCAUAAGGUCAACUCACUUUCUGACGUAUCCCAUUAACCCCAUCACGCACAGAACCAUGAUCUCUCCAUUCCACAGAAUUGUUGUAACCAAGAGAAGAGGAUCUCACAGCACAGCAAGGAAAUCACACACAUAUACCAACAGAGAGAGACAAUGAAUUAGUCCAUGAAUGGCUGCUCAGACGAAUGGGUGUGUGAAUGCUUAUACUGGAUGUAUGGGAGUGCUGAGCAAGUUCAGCUUUAUCUGUUGUUGCCAAGAUAUAUUUCAAAGUUUCACUGCCUUUAUUUUUCUUUUCUCAGAUUAGAUGUUAAACAUAUUACUUAAAUAUCCGACUGUGUAACCCAUAAAUGGGGGAAAAUAAAUGUAUAACCGUACAAUAGUUAAAAAUUAUAUAUAUAUUCAAGAUUUUGACAAAAAA